AGUAGAGCAUGGCAGUAGCAAUGCUAAGGUCAUCUUUGAAUCUUUGAAUGGGAAAUAUCUUAAUUUUUAAAUAUAAUUUUAUGUGUGUGCGCAUGUGUGCUUAUGCCACUUUGAAGUACUGACCUUGCAAUAAUGAUCUGCGUGUGAGCAUAUUUGACUCUGCAUGUGUGAAGUCAACUUCCUAUUUAAACCACCACUUCUUUAAGUAAGUUCCUGUACAGUUCCUGUGCUUACUCUCAUCAUCAUGGCCAAUGGUGAGAAGGAGAUCUAUACUUCCCUGGAGGUGCUCAUCGCUUUAGGAUGCUGCCUGGGGAACGUGCUGGUCAUCUGGGCGGUGUGGUCAUGCCAUGCCUUGAGUCAGACAACAUUCUGUUUUGUUGUAUCUCUGGCAGUGGCUGAUCUUCUGGUGGGAGCAGUUGCCGUGCCUUUCGCAGUGGUGGUUGAUGGACACUUGGAGACUACGUUCCACUGCUGCCUCUUCCUCAGCUGUGUGGUCAUUGUGUUAACCCAGGCCUCUGUUCACUCCCUGCUGGCCAUCGCCGUGGACCGAUACCUGCGUGUUUAUAACCCUCUCAGGUACAGAGGAGCAGUCAAAAAGAAGCACUUAUGGGCCGCGGUCACUGUAUGUUGGCUCUCUGCUUUUAUACUUGGUUUCAUCCCAUUGUUCGGAUGGCACCAAAAAAACCCCACAACCCCUGAAAACUCCACUAUUACAUGUAAUUUCCUCACGGUCAUAAACAUGUCCUACAUGGUCAACUUCAACUUCCUCGCCUGCAACCUUCCACCCACCAUCAUCAUGAUGGUCCUGUACUUGUUACUCUUCAAUAUGAUAUCCAAACAGCUGAGAAAAGGAGUCGGACGCCCUGCGGAGUCCAGGUCGUUUUACCGCAGGGAGCGGAGACUGGCCAAUUCUCUGGCUUUGGUUCUGGUUCUGUUUGUCGUUUGUUGGUUCCCGCUGCACAUAAUGAACACGCUGAACCACUACAACAUUGUAACAGUGGACUCUGUUUUCUUUCAUGUCGGGAUCCUCCUUUCUCACGCUAACUCCGCCAUUAACCCCAUAGUGUACGCUUUCAAGGUGCCUAAGAUUAAGAUGGCAUAUAAAAGGAUCCUGACAAGGCUGACAAGCUCAGAGCAGAGGGAAGAUCCGAGCAGCCAGACUUUGGAUAACAACGCCAGCAGCAACUCAAACAGCAUCGCCAGGUGCAGCAUGAAAAUAAAACCACAGGUCGUUUUGAUGGCAAAUCAGGACGGUCAGCAAUAAGUUUACAAUAAGUAGGGGAGACCAGGCUAGAAGUUUAUCCAGCAGUGGUUUUGUAUGUUGGUUUCAAAUGCCUAGUUCGAAUCUACACUGUAAUACUAAUGUCAUCAUAUUUUUGUACUAAACAGAAUAAAACCCAACCGAGACACCUAAAAACAAGGACCAACUGUAUAAGGAAGAGACUGAAUAUAUGUAUGAUAUAUUAUGGUACAUAUGUAUAGGAUUUUCUUAUUAAUAAUAUCUGCAGGAUAUCUAUUUUUAUGCAUUUAUUUGUUUUGUGUUUCUUAACUUUUUAUGUGACAACGCCCCACUAUGGUUAUAAUAUGUGUUUCAAUUAUUUUUAUUUUUUUUAAAUCUAUCUAUAUAUAUAUAUUUAUAAUUUUUUAAAAUCUCACCGACAGUCUUGGCAAUGGAUGAUGUAAAUAAUCUACUGUUCAAACAUCUGGGGUCAAUAAGACUUUUUUUUUUUUUUAAGAAAUAAAUUUAUAUUUGUAUUCAGCAAGGAUGUAUUAAAAUGUAAUUUACAGUAAAGACUAACAUAAUGUUACAAAUAAAUUCUAUUUCAAAAAACUUUUGAACUUUCUAUUCAUCAAAGAAUCCUGAAAAUAAAAAUGUGUCACAGUUUCCACAAAAAUAUGAAUCGGUAAAAACGCCAUCAAAAUCAGCAUAUUAGAAUGAUUUCUGAAGUAUCGUGUGACAAUGAAGACUGGAGUAAUGAUGCUGAAAAUUCAGCUUU
This is a messenger RNA of Labeo rohita (rohu), 1997 nucleotides long. Its product is annotated as adenosine receptor A1. Gene Ontology annotation, cellular component: synapse; membrane; dendrite. Gene Ontology annotation, molecular function: G protein-coupled adenosine receptor activity. Bases 245 to 1264 code for a protein of 339 amino acids. The transcript is spliced from 2 exons. Gene Ontology annotation, biological process: G protein-coupled adenosine receptor signaling pathway. Lineage: Eukaryota; Metazoa; Chordata; Actinopteri; Cypriniformes; Cyprinidae. The record is from RefSeq and is a predicted model, not a curated record.